Molecule: messenger RNA, 2985 nt
Organism: Pimephales promelas (fathead minnow)
Lineage: Eukaryota; Metazoa; Chordata; Actinopteri; Cypriniformes; Leuciscidae
Gene: slc7a10a
Product: solute carrier family 7 member 10a
Biological process (GO): D-serine transmembrane transport; D-alanine transmembrane transport
Cellular component (GO): membrane
Molecular function (GO): neutral L-amino acid transmembrane transporter activity; L-amino acid transmembrane transporter activity
Source: RefSeq, a predicted model, not a curated record
CUGCAUCAACCCGCUAUAUGAGACCGAGCGCGGAUACAGAUGCCGUUUUCUUGAACAGCCGCACACAUGGAUGGAACCGAAACGAACCGGAGAAACUGCGCGAAACCGGAGCAACAGAAGAUGUUAGACUCCGGUGGAAACCAAAGUGGAUCUAAGGAUAGAGUGACUCUUAAAAAGGAAAUUGGUCUCUUGAGCGCGUGCGCCAUAAUUAUAGGUAACAUCAUUGGCUCAGGGAUCUUCAUCUCUCCAAAGGGUGUUCUAGAUCAUGCUGGCAGUGUGGGUUUUUCACUCAUUGUGUGGGUUCUCGGAGGAGGAAUCUGUGCCCUAGGGUCUCUUUGCUAUGCCGAGCUGGGCGUCACCAUCCCCAAAUCAGGUGGAGACUACUCAUACGUGACAGAGAUCUUCGGGGGACUGGUGGGCUUCUUGUUGCUGUGGAGCGCAGUGUUGAUCAUGUACCCAACAACUCUGGCUGUGAUUGCACUCACCUUCUCCAACUAUGUGCUACAGCCUGCCUUCCCAAACUGCCUGCCACCAUACAUCGCCACCCGCGUCCUCUCAACCGCCUGCGUCUUGUUCCUGACUUGGGUGAACUGCUCCAGUGUGCGUUGGGGGACACGGAUCCAGGAUGUUUUCACUGUGGGGAAGCUGCUGGCCCUUGUUCUCAUCAUUGUAGUGGGAAUGGUCCAGAUUGUCAAAGGACACUAUGAAGCAUUGGAGCCUCAGGCAGCUUUUAAGUUCAUAAAGGAUCCGUCAGUGGGGCAAAUUGCUCUUGCUUUCCUGCAGGCCUCAUUUGCAUACAGUGGAUGGAACUUCCUGAACUACGUCACUGAAGAGGUGGUUGAGCCUCGCAAGAAUCUUCCACGUGCGAUCUACAUCUCCAUCCCUCUGGUGACGCUUGUCUAUACUCUCACCAACAUUGCGUACUUCACCUCCAUGUCCCCUCAAGAGCUUCUAGAGUCGAACGCUGUUGCUGUGACAUUUGGUGAGAAGCUGCUCGGAAUAUUCUCAUGGGUGAUGCCCAUCUCUGUAGCUCUUUCCACCUUUGGGGGGAUUAACGGAUACUUGUUUACCUCUUCUAGGUUGUGUUUCUCUGGCGCCAGAGAGGGUCACCUGCCCUACCUGUUGGCUAUGAUCCACCUUAAGAGCUGCACACCAAUCCCCGCCCUGCUUGUUUGUUGUACGGCGACCAUAGUGAUCCUGUGUAUCGGGGACACUCAUAACUUGAUAAACUAUGUGUCUUUUAUAAACUACCUCUCAUAUGGAGUCACUAUAGCUGGGCUGCUGUACUACAGAUGGAAGAAACCCAAACUAUUCAGACCCAUCAAGGUAAACUUAUUUGUCCCCUGCAGCUAUCUAGUGUUCUGGGCGGUGUUGCUGGGCUUCAGUCUGUACUCGGAGCCUGUGGUGUGUGGUAUGGGGCUGGUCAUCAUGCUCACUGGAGUCCCCAUCUACUUCAUUGGAGUGCAGUGGAAGAACAAACCAUACUGGAUUUACAGUGCCAUGGAGAAAGUCACCUAUCUGGGACAGAAGUUGUGCUAUGUGGUCUUCCCCCAGGAAGAUCCUUCUGAAAUACAGCCUCUUACAGAAAAAUCUGAGCUGUGAGAGUCAGCACAGGACUUCUUGCACUCCUGUUUGGAAUAGCAAAGACCUGUCUUCCAUCCGUUGUUGAGUGUUUUCUUUGUCUGAUGCUGUAUGUGAGGAGAUGCUCCCCAGAAGCUCCUCUGAGACUCAGCCAUCACAGCAGAAGAAACAGAAGUUUUCUUGCUCUGACAUUACAUUUCUUAGUUGAAACACUUCUCCCCUCGCAUAUUUGUUCGGACAUCACCUUGUAAUUGAACGCACCAUCCUCCUAUCCUGUUGGAGGUGAAUUCCUAUGUCAAAAUCAUGUUUUCUCUGGGAGUUGUUCAUUUUUUGAGAACUCCUGGUGUAUUCUCAUGUGCCUUACAGGAUCUCUCUCUGCAUUUGAGGUUUUAUCUUUACUUUAAGACUUUUUAUUAGUAUUCCCCUGUGAGUGAAGGGGACCUGCCUGCUUACCUCUUAACCCAGUCUUCUGAAAUCUAAACUCCAUCUGUAAGUCUGAACUAUCUAGAGGAUUAGGCCCUGACCUCUAGUCCUCUUAAUAAUUACUUACUCCCCCCAAGCACAAAAAACAAAACAAAACAACAUAAUCCCUAUAGCUUCUCUCAACUGUCUAUGCAAUAAUAGUCUAGGCACUUUAAUGUAGUUGCCUGUUUUUAGCAUAUUGCACGCUAAAUGUAUUGCCAUGCUUCCUGAAUAAGCAACAAUCUCCUGCCACUGUUUAACAGAGGCUCUACCCCAGCACUCAUUAGCACUGCCAGUCUUUUAGCCUUAUGCUGAUGAUAGGAACCAUGAGAUGUUCCAAGUUCAUCCUAAAUAACGUUAUUUACAUAAAAGGUGCUUUUACAUUAAAAAAAAAAUCCUGCUAGGCAGACACUUUCAACUAUUAUCCAAAAGGAGACAUUGUCUCUUUUGGGCACUAAACAUGGAAAUUUCACUGAGCCAUAUGCAACAGUGACGAUAUCCAUGUCUUCAUUUACAAACUGACCACCAAACUGAAGUCCGUCAAACAGAUUUUUAGAUCUGAAUGAGUUGUUUAGAGUUUCACUUGAGUGCCCUCUUCAGGUCAGAUCUUUCAAGACACACGAUCAUACCCUGUACUCGUCUCUAUCCAUCUAAAAGUCUGCCAACUAGCAGUGUUCAUGCUCUCACUGCCCACAGCGGCGAAGGCACAAUGAAAAGCACAGUACAGUGAAAUCUUAAUGUAAAUAUUACAUUUCAAAGACAUCAGGGACUCAUUGUGAGAUCACAUUCCUGACAUUAGUAAAGUGUGAAUCGUAUGUAUUAAAGAUUAUGUUUCAUAUUGUAUGCACUAUAGAUAUGUAUGCUGAUAUACUUGUUUUAUAAAAAUGUUAAAAGGUGUUUAUCAAUAACAAUAUUAGCACAUUAAAUUUAAUUCUAAAAAAG